This is a messenger RNA of Brugia malayi, 477 nucleotides long. Its product is annotated as Small membrane protein, putative. The transcript is spliced from 4 exons. The coding region runs from base 1 to 477 and encodes 158 amino acids. Gene Ontology annotation, biological process: protein targeting to vacuole; late endosome to vacuole transport via multivesicular body sorting pathway. Lineage: Eukaryota; Metazoa; Nematoda; Chromadorea; Rhabditida; Onchocercidae. The record is from RefSeq and is a predicted model, not a curated record.
AUGUCCGGAUGCUUGGAUCAGUUCAACUAUAAUUGUGAUAUCGAUUGGGACUCAAAGCGAAAUGCUGUCGCAUCGUGUAUUUCAUCAGCUAUGUUCUUCAUUGGAUGGUGGCUAUUGAUUGACACGGCAGCAAUUUACACUCCGGUCGGUCAAUGGAACAAUGUUUAUAUCAUCGUUACUGUUUGUGGAACUAUUGCGAUGUUCAUGGUGAAUGCUGUUUCAAACAGCCAAGUUCGUGGCGAAUCAAUGAAUGAAAAUAUUUUAGGUACCAAAGGAUCUCGUUUGUGGCUAAUGCUCGGUUUUGUACUUUCAUUUGCAUCGCUAGUUGCUGCUUUAUGGAUUAUGUUCGCGGAUUAUGUAUUGGUAACGGGUGAUCAUCCGAUAUGGCCCGGAGUUGCACUCUUUCUGCAUAAUUUUUUGAUUUUCAUCUCUUCACUUGUCUAUAAAUUUGGUCGAACAGAAGAAUUGUGGGGAUGA